AUGUUUUCCCAGGAGCAAGGCGUUCCAGAGCUUAAGGGCAGCAAGGGCAGCACGGCUCAGAUUGUUCAGGAACGGUGUCGCGUUUUUCAUUCUGAGUUCCCAAACCCUUCCUUUCCAGAAGGAUCAGUGCAUUGCCAGGAGAAGAACCAGGAGGAGAACAAGGCCACACACCUUCCAAAGGAGGCAGUGCAGCAUGUUGUGCUUGACGAUUUGAAGGAAUUCGCCGACGAGGAACAAUGGUCCGAUGCUGAAAUUCAAGAAUUGUGGGACCACGUGGAGGACAAGAAGGAGAUGUCAAUGUACGCAAAGCCCGUGAAACAUUUAGACAUUUCAAGUCUGAAAUGCCGGCAAGCAAAUUGA
Molecule: messenger RNA, 360 nt
Organism: Durusdinium trenchii
Lineage: Eukaryota; Dinophyceae; Suessiales; Symbiodiniaceae
Source: the annotation of a GenBank genome assembly